Molecule: messenger RNA, 3948 nt
Organism: Cajanus cajan (pigeon pea)
Lineage: Eukaryota; Viridiplantae; Streptophyta; Magnoliopsida; Fabales; Fabaceae
Cellular component (GO): nuclear pore
Source: RefSeq, a predicted model, not a curated record
AGUCGCUUGAUUCUGGCGAGGCAUCGCCAUCACGGACCGUGGUGAUUUCAGUAGUUUACACCAAACAAUCCCUUUGAUGAGCCUCACCAAAUGAGUUACAUAUACUUGGCUAACAAAACGUGCCAACCCUUUAUCUUUUCUUUAAAUCACUUUAACUUGGAAAUUCUAUCCUUUGCUUCGAUGCUGCUAUAUUAUAUAUAUUCGAGUGAGUUAGUGUGCUUCACAAGCUCUAACUGAAAGUGAACCAGAAACAAGAGUGUCAGAACAAAAUAGAAAUAUUAAAAACACUGCACUCGGAUAUAUCUUAUGGUAAAUAUGGUGACCCCAUUUCAGUUAUAGCCAUCUCAUGCAGCUUUCUGAUUUUUCCUGGGUGUUCUUUGUUGCAUUCAAGUUAUGUGGAAUUAGUUUGUGAUUUCAUUUUGAGUUCUCAAGAGGGAUUGUGAUUGUUCUACACAUUCAACCAAAUUGAAUUAUUGAAGUGAAAAGUUCAGCUGGUGAAGAUCCAUCACCACCUUAGCAGCUAUGGUUCUAGGCAUGAAAGGAAAGAACAGGAGAAGCCUCACAGUUCAACUUGAUUUCCUCAUUCACAUUCAGGAGAUUAAGCCCUGGCCCCCAUCACAAUCUCUAAGAUCCCUUCGUUCUGUGUUGAUAGAAUGGAAGAAUGGAGAAUGUGCAUCAGGUUCCACCACUCUUGUUGCCCCUUCACUUGGUUCAGUCAUAGGUGAAGGAAGAAUCGAAUUCAAUGAGUCAUUUAGGCUUCAUGUGACUUUGUUGAGGGAUAUGUCUGUGAGAAGUGUUGAUUCUGAUGUGUUCCAAAAGAAUUUGUUGGAGUUCAACUUGUAUGAGCCAAGAAGAGAUAAAACUGUAAAGGGUCAGUUGUUGGGGUCUGCCAUCAUAGACUUGGCUGAAUAUGGGACACUUCAAGAGACUUUGAGCACUAAUGUGCCUAUGAACUGCAAGAGGAGCUACAGGAAUACAGAUCAGUCCUUUUUGUUCAUUAAAAUUCAGCCUGUUGAAAGGAAUCGCGGUGCUAGUACCUCGUUGAAGGACAAUCAUGGUGGUGACUCAGUGUCAACACUCAUGAAUGAAGAAUAUGCUGAGGAAGCUGAGAUUGCCUCUUUUACUGAUGAUGAUGGCUCCUCACAUUCUUCUGUGGCUGCUGUUUCUACUUCUAUUGAGUCUAGUGGGUUUACCUCGUCCAAAUUGGAAAAGAAUGAACCAUUUGACAACACUAGUGUGAAUGGCAAGGAACAUCCAUUGGCUUCAGAAAAAAGGCUUGGAAACAUGAAUAUGGCGCAACAAGAUACAUACAACAAGCUUGACAGAAGUUCUUACAAUUCUAAAACAGAUGUAUCUUCUGCUAUCAGGAGUCUGGUAAAUGGCCAUGCUUCUAACUCUCCUAAUCGUAAUUCUUCGUCAAUCCAAAAGCUUGUUUCUUCACCUAGUGCUGAUUCUUCUUCCCCAUCUUCAGUUUGUGACAAUUUAGACAUAAAUUAUAGGAACGGGACAAGAAGAAGUGGUCAUGAAAAUUUGGAUCAGAGUUUUAAUGAAAAACUAGCUAACUAUAGAAACAUUGUUGCAGAAGUCCAGAAAAACAGUAAUGAAAGCACUUUUGGCAUCUAUUCAAAGCACACAUCAUCUCAAGAUAGUGGUCAGUUCAAUGGUAAAAAUCCAGCCUCUGAAAACUGUGAUACUUCUGAAUGUGAUGAGAAAUUAAUUGGGAGACGUAAAACUGACAAAUAUUUUAUGAAGGAGAGAGGAGGUGAUAAAGUUUUCCAUGGUUCUGUUGAGGACAUAAAUGUUAACGAAAAGUCUAAUUUGGAUUGGCAAAACGGCAUGGAAGAUGAACAAUUGGUGGCACAAGGUGCCAAGGAUCAAGCCUUAUUGGGUAGCAAUACAUAUUCUUUUGGGGAGCCAAAUGCUGGUAUGCAGGAAAAUAUUCUCAAAAGUGAAAGACUAAAGAACAUGAAGUCAGUGAGGUUGCCAGCAGACUCAGCUAGGAAUGCCGAAUCACUUGGUAGCAAUCAUCAUGCUGAAUUGAAUGAAAAUGGCAUUCAUGAAGAAGCACAAAACAGUGGAGGGAACAGAAUCAGUGACAGAAAAGAUGCUAAGAUUCAUGCAAAGGAAGCAAGAAAUGGUACUUUUGAUGGAAAAAUUGAGCAUUUGGAAAAGAAGAUAAAGAUGCUUGAAGGAGAGUUAAGAGAAGCUGCUGCUAUUGAGGCUGCUUUAUAUUCAGUAGUUGCUGAGCAUGGAAGCUCCAUGAGUAAAGUUCAUGCCCCAGCUCGGCGCCUUUCCAGGCUCUAUCUUCAUGUUUGUAAAGAAAAUCUUCAAGGAAGAAGAGCUGGGGCAGCUAAGAGUUCUGUUUCAGGAUUGGUACUCGUUACAAAGGCAUGUGGAAAUGAUGUCCCAAGGUUGACAUUUUGGCUGUCUAAUACUAUAGUGCUGAGAACGAUUAUUAGCCGAACCAUCAAAGAUUUGGUUCCAUCAAAUCCUGAUGGAUCUGGUAGGAGAAGGAAAAUUGAGGGAGAGGAGGUGCAUGGCAAGAUAACUACCUCACUAAAGUUGAAGGGUUUAUACCCUAGAAAAAAUGAAAAUACAGCAUUAGGAUAUGGAGGUUUUGGUAACUGGGAUGAUCCUCAGGUAUUUAUAUCAGCACUGGAAAAGGUUGAAGCAUGGAUAUUCUCUCGCAUUAUAGAAUCUAUCUGGUGGCAGACUUUGACUCCCCACAUGCAGCAUACAAAGUUGACCAACAAGGAAGUGGGUUCUGCCUCAAGAAAAAGCUAUAAAAGGACAUCUAGCUCAUGUGAUCAAGAGCAGGGUAACUUGUCUCUAUAUAUUUGGAAGAAAGCUUUCAGGGAAGCAUGUGAAAGGCUCUGUCCUAUUCGAGCAGGAGGGCAUGAGUGUGGCUGUCUGCCUAUGCUUUCUAGAUUGAUAAUGGAGCAGUGUGUGGCGAGAUUAGAUGUGGCUAUGUUCAAUGCUAUUCUUCGAGAGUCUGCUGAUGAAAUACCAACUGAUCCUGUAUCUGAUGCCAUCAGUGAUCCCAAGGUUCUCCCCAUUCCACCUGGGAAAUUAAGCUUCGGAGCUGGUGCACAGCUAAAAACUGUGAUUGGGACCUGGUCUAGAUGUUUGACUGAUCUAUUUGGCAUGGAUGAUAAUGACUCAAUUGAAGAUAAAGCUCACCCUGAUAACAAUCAAGAGAGACAUAAUACAUCCUUUAGUCUUCUCAAUGCACUAAGUGACCUCUUGAUGCUUCCUAAGGAUAUGCUGUUUAGUGCAUCCAUCAGGAAUGAGGUAUGUCCGAUGUUUACUGCAACACUUAUGAAGAAGAUUCUUGACAAUUUUGUCCCAGAUGAGCUUUGCAGUGAUCCUGUUCCAUCUUAUGUUUUUGAGGCUCUGAACUCAGAGAAUGCUAUGGGAGAUGGAAUGGAGCAUUUCAACAACUUUCCAUUCAUUGCAGCCCCCAUUGUGUAUUCACCUCCACCAGCCACUUCCAUUGCAAGCAUUGUUGGGGAGAAGGGAAGCAAAUCUCAACUAAGAAGAAACAGAUCUUGUGUUGUUAAAAAGUCAUGCACCAGUGAUGAUGAGCUCAAUGAAUUGAAGUCCCCAUUGUAUUCAAUAUUGUCCAGUGCUUCCUCAUCACCAUCGGUUUCAGCAAAAUCCAGCUUGAAGUUGAAAGAAAUUCGCAACCAAUCUCCUGUUAGAUAUGAGCUACUCAGGGAUGUGUGGAUGAAAAGUGAGUAGUCUUCUUGUAGAUAGAUUCUACACUCUUCUAAAGCAAGCUUGUAUGUAAAAUGUUCAGGUAAAUAAAUGUGUAACAACUUGGAGAAAACUUGAGUCUUUUUGGGCACAGUCUAGGAGAGUUGUUGAUAACUUCUCUGUUGAAAAUGAAGAGUAUUUUCUAUUAAAGUUGUUAUUAGACAUUAUUUAAGACAAAUAUAUUUUUAUCAA